Molecule: messenger RNA, 3755 nt
Organism: Polyodon spathula (Mississippi paddlefish)
Lineage: Eukaryota; Metazoa; Chordata; Actinopteri; Acipenseriformes; Polyodontidae
Exons: 3
Coding region: 808-1893 (361 amino acids)
Source: RefSeq, a predicted model, not a curated record
ACGGUAGUUUACUAUUUAAACCAAUAUUUCACUAGUAUAAAAUAAAUACAAAUAAAAUUAAAAAAAUUAAAAAAAAAGACUCGUGGAGGACAGUGGCUGGUUUUCAUUCACACAACAGAACAUACACUGAAAGAGCAGCCGGAACGGUCACUUUACUGGUAUGGGCUGGGGGUCGAGUUAUAGGAUUUGUUUGGUUGUUAUGAAUGCAUUUUGUAUUGCUGUAACUUAGUAAACCUCAACAACGCGUGUAGCAGCGUGCAUGCUCAUCAUUUGCAGCGGUGGUUUCCAGAUUUGUCUCGCAUUUCUAAUUUAAUUUGUCAAAAAAAAAAAAAAAAAAAAGUGUUGUUGUCAUGUAAAUAACUUUGAAACAUGAUGUGGACAGCCCGGCUUGUGUAACAAUCCAACACCGAAAGAUGAAAGUUUAAUUGCAAAUAAAUGUUAUAACUUGCAUUUCUCUACGUGACAGCCCCUAAACGUCAUCGUGUGUUUUCCAGCCUGUAACAUAAUCGUAUCCGCCUCUCUGGCCGCCAUUCAAAAUCACAGCCAAACCAAUUGCCACGAAUCCUCUGCUAACCCACCCCCUGAACUGAAUUGUCAGUGAUUCGUGUAUUUUGUGUGUGUGUUUUCAAAAGGUAUGCCAUGUCCAGCGACGUGUAUGGUACUCCGCGAACAAGGGAACUAGGAUUUCGUGAAUCAAGUCUCCCUGAGGCGAUCAUUUUUCAAGAACCAGACAGGAGGCGCAGCACUGGAUAGAGAGUAGCGGUGGUUCUGCAGUAUAAAACUAAGCAAUAAAGCCGCAUUUGCUUCAUGGGGGUGGAGGAGAAAGAGAGCGAGAUUCACUGCUCGGACUCGGAGAUCUUAGGUGAAUCUCAGCGAGACUAUGACUCGACAGAGGAGGAAUUCCAGCAGGCUUUAAAAGACAUCGGUGGCAGGGAAAGGAUUUUCUUAGUUAGCGAUGUUUUGGAGAAAGGCGACGGGAGCGAACGCGGCUCGAUGGAAGAGUUCGUCAAUGAGAUGUUCCCAUCUGGAUUAAAAACCACAACAGGUACUAGUGAUGAUGAAACUUGCGUUGAGAUAAAAAACGGUUCAAUUUCAGCAGGAGGCGGUGGUGACGGGACUCCAAGUGUCAUCGGCAACGUCAAUGCAAGCAACUGUGUCGGUAUUCCUGGCGAGGAAAUACAACCAGGUGUAAAAGACGAAGCAGAUCAAUGUUCCACCGACAACGCCAGAUGUAGUGCUGCCACGCCGGCGACCGGUCUGGUUAAGUGCUCACAGCAACAACGGGCGGUCGAAACGCGCAGGGCGUAUGGCAAAGCAUGCAAAGGUACACAGCGAGCUAUACACAGCCCGUUAAUCGUUUUUGUAUUCAGGCACGAGUUUCUGCUUCAUCCUCGGAACAGGGUUUGCCUGAAGGAGAUUCUCAAGGACGUGAGGAGUCGCAGUCGGACUGCGGGUGUCCAGCCGGCUCUGCUUGGGCUGGUGCACUCGACAAGCGAAAGCAGGGACAGCUGGCAGUCAGUCCGGCUGCUAGAACAGCUGCUGAAGACAGUUUUCAAGGGGCACCCCGACGAGGCGACGUGGGUUGGUCACUUCAUACCGAAGAAGCGGGAGUGUAUACUCGAAAUUAAGAAAAAUGCCUGCAAAGCCAUCCGAGCCUCGCUUUGCGCAGAAACAGGGGGCAGCAGAGAUAGAGGAGGCACAAUGUCCUGGGUUCGGCAGUGCUUCCCCUGGCAGGCACGGGAGAACAGGAGGAGGCAAGCCAACUGCAGCUCCGGCUCCAGCCGGCAAGGUGUCCAGCAGAGCAGAGAAGAAGCCGUCCCCCUGCACAGCAGCCCUGUUGCUCAGCCCAUGAGCCCUGCCUGCAUCGCGAGCGAGCAGGAGAGCCAGGCCUGACAGAGCUCACCACACUGCUCCCACCCUCACGCCUGCUUCCUCAUCAUCCAGCCUCCUGACAGUCAUAAUACCACUGGAGCCAAGCCCUGCAGCAGUACUAAAACUUUCUGUGAUAAUCACACAGAUCUCAGUAAACCCUUAUAAAAGUGGCCUGCUGCAAAGUGUAGUAACAUAUAAUGAAUGCAUAAUAAAGUAUUGGGAAGGAUUGUAAAGCCCAGAGAGGUAUGGUUAAGCAUAUUAAAAACCAGGACAAACCAUAGGAAAUUUUGGUAAAUGCAUAGUGUACUGUAAGCAUAGGAAAACUUCAAAUUUGCCAUGCAGCUUUACCAGGGUAAACUUUUACAAGGGAACUCAAACAGGCAUAUAUGUCUUUAUAAAGAGAGCACCCAUUUAUGGGAUGGAUAGUGGGGUUUGGUGUGGCCGUGAUUGCCUUACCUUACAUGAAUUGCUGUGCACUACUAGACUGCACUGAACCGGGCAAUUUAUUGUAAAGCGAUGCUGUUAAAAGCAACAGUAAUGUUAGAUCAAAUAGUGACAUAGAGGAGGUCUAUAAAGUAUUGCACUACUUUUUGUUUAAUUAAUUAUGAACUAUGUUAGUUCAGGCAGAUCAUGAUUACAUAUGAAGUAGGUCUGUCAAUAGGAGCGAGUUGUGUUUCUGUCAUAGCGGCUCUACACAGAGUCUAGCAUUCUUCUGUCCCGGACAUUUGGGUAACAGUAAAGGUUGUUGUUAUGUUGCAAUAUUUGACUUUACCAUGUUUAGCUGGUCAAAAGAAUCUCGUGUCCAUAAUUGUAAAACACUCUGAUCACUUCAAAGAGAUGUCUGCCCCGUAGUGGGCUGUUUUGUCCUUUUUUUAUGAGAUGUCUGGUUUAAAAGUAAAAAAAAGAAAUGGAUAAGAACUGUGAGACAGUUUGAAACUGUAAGAUCGAUCGGAACUCUGUUGAUCAGAAAUCUCAGCCUCACUAUUGUGUGAUCUUUGGCACCACUGUGCCAAAUGCUCCUGUAGUUCAUUCACAUCAACCUCCACCUGCUUUUGACUGAUCUGUUCACUUAGGUUUCCUGACACAAAGGGAGGGCCAGCGCUAAGGUUUACAACAUUUUCUACCUAAAAAUAAAAAUACUCAAAAACAACUUGUAUUCCAGUAGCAAAUCACACAGAGAUGUUUAUUGCUAGUUUGGAUUCGUGAGACCUACGCACACAGUAGCUGCUUGUCCUGAUUUGAAACUCUUGAGAUCUGUUUCUGUUUCCAAUGCAGUACGGAGGUAUUGGACACAGUUUGGAGGGGAUUCCAUAUGCACAAGUCCUCACUGCUCUGUUCUGAGUCCUAUAUGACUGGAGGUUAAGAGGUGAAAGAAAGUUAUUGCUGUUCUGGCUUUAUUUAUGUUGCCUUUGAAGGAUGAACCUUUUUAAUGUGAUCUUUGGAACUUGGCAUGCUAUCUUGUACAAACAUCCUAAACAAACAAGCAGUGUCUGAUUGCAGAGAAUGGCAGCCUGACAUGACCAGGUUAGGGAAGCAGUAUGUUGGUUAGAGUGUGGGCCGUAGACUGUGAAGCUUGGCAAUGGGUUUAAAGUUCUUGGCUACAAUAGACCAGGACAUUGUGGAGAUUGCCUGGAGAUUCAUCAUACUGUUUUUCUGCCUUCCCUAAAACAAUGAAUAAAUCUGAUCAGGAGAGGAUGUCCUUGUAAAUGAGGCAGCACGCUUGGUGAAUUCCUGAUUAAAGAGUGAAUAAGUAAAUCAAAUAAAUCAAUUGAACAAUUUUUUUUCUUUUCUGUGUGUCCUUUAACUGUGUCCUAGAAGCCAGCAUCAGAAACGUUUGUCUAUGUGACUUGAUUUUUUGAUAGUUUUAUCUUAGAACUGUGACU